Molecule: messenger RNA, 848 nt
Organism: Trematomus bernacchii (emerald rockcod)
Lineage: Eukaryota; Metazoa; Chordata; Actinopteri; Perciformes; Nototheniidae
Gene: clpp
Product: caseinolytic mitochondrial matrix peptidase proteolytic subunit
Biological process (GO): protein quality control for misfolded or incompletely synthesized proteins
Cellular component (GO): endopeptidase Clp complex
Molecular function (GO): serine-type endopeptidase activity; ATP-dependent peptidase activity; ATPase binding
Source: RefSeq, a predicted model, not a curated record
UCCAAGUGGUAGUAGUUUCCGGGUUAUCUGGGGGUCACACACAGAGGGGACAGGAACGUGAAAAGCUUCAAAAUGCUGCUACGGAGAGUGCUUCACAUAGGAGGCUUGACGCUGAAACACAGCAGGUCCAUCCAUCACAGUCCUGCAUGGAGGAGUCCGCUCAUCCCCAUUGUGGUGGAGCAGACGGGGAGAGGAGAAAGAGCGUACGACAUCUACUCCCGCCUCCUGAGAGAGAGGAUCAUCUGUCUAAUGGGUCCUAUCGAUGACAAUGUAGCCAGCGUGGUUAUCGCCCAGCUGCUCUUCCUACAGUCAGAGAGCAACAACAAACCCAUCCACAUGUACAUCAACAGUCCUGGUGGUGUGGUGACAGCGGGCCUGGCCAUCUACGACACCAUGCAGUACAUCCUGAACCCCAUCUCCACCUGGUGCGUGGGCCAGGCUGCCAGCAUGGGCAGCCUGCUGCUGGCAGCGGGCACGGCAGGCAUGAGACAUUCACUGCCCAACGCCCGCAUCAUGUUGCACCAGCCCUCAGGGGGCGCCAGGGGUCAGGCCACAGACAUCGCCAUCCAGGCUGAGGAGAUCCUGAAGCUGAAGAAACAGAUCAACCAAAUCUACGCCAAACACACGGGCCAGCUGCUGCAGACCAUCAACGGGGUUAUGGAGCGGGACCGCUACAUGAGCCCGGUGGAGGCGCAGGACUUCGGCAUCAUCGACCGGGUGCUGGUCCACCCCCCCCAGGCCGGACAGGACGAGCCCGAGCUGGUGCAGAAAGAGCCGGCAGCCAGCCCCCCCCCACAUGCAGAGUGUGCAGCCUCUGAGCAGCCCCUCCCUGGGACCCCCUCCUCACA